Molecule: messenger RNA, 956 nt
Organism: Prorocentrum cordatum
Lineage: Eukaryota; Dinophyceae; Prorocentrales; Prorocentraceae
Source: the annotation of a GenBank genome assembly
AUGCGUGGAUCACUCUCGCGAGUCGGACACGGCUGGCAUGGACCACGACGGAGAUCGGCGUCGACAAGACUCCCCGACGUGCUGUCCGCGGUCAGCGUGUCUCUUCCCUCGAGGACGGCCCUGUUGGCGAGCGCCUGCUCGCUGGGGCACUUCGGGGCCCCAGAGGCGGCCGACGCCCUCUUCGACGAGCUCCUCGGGCGCGUCCUGGCGGAGGGGCUGACCGCGGAGCGGCCCCCGAGCUGCUUCGGGGGCCUGCCCGCGGCCAUGCGCGGCAGGCUCGCCGAGAGGCUGCUGCCGGGGGCCGAGGAGCUCCCCGCGCUCAGCGCGGAGGCCGUCGAGGGCUGGCUGCUCCUGCUCCACGACCUGCCCCUGGCGGUGGCCGGCGCGCCGGGAGCCCUCGACCCGUCGCGCCUCUGCUCGGCGAUCGAGGGCCUGGCCGCCGAGCUGCUCGGGCGGCCCGCGGCGGAAGUGCCCCCGCCCGCGCUCUGCGCCUGCUUCCUGGCGGCGUCCAGCGCCGCGGCCGCCCCCGGCUCCAGUGCCGCGCUGGCGCGGCUGUCGCUCGACGCGCUCGGCCGCCUCGACGGGAGCUGGGCGCGGCUGAGGCCGUGCGACGUGCAGUUGCUCUUCCGGUCGCCCGGGGACGUCUCCGAGGCCGCGCGGCGGGCCCUCGCUCGCAUCGGCGAGGUCCAGAGCGUGCGCACCCAGAUCGCCAUCCUGCUGGCGGCCGAGGGCCACGCGGACGCCGCGGCGGGCUUCGCGGCCGUGGCGGGCCGCCUGCGGGGCCUGCCGCCCGCGGAGCUGUGCGGCGCGGAGGCGGCCCUGCGGCGCGGCGGCCCCGGCGAGCCGCCGUCGGGCCACGCCGCCAGGCUGCUCUCGGAGCUCCGGGAGCAUGCGUUCCGCGCCACGCUGAGGGCCAGCGUCCCGUGGUGCCGCACGCCAGCGCGGGGCUACGUGCG